Molecule: messenger RNA, 778 nt
Organism: Scaptodrosophila lebanonensis
Lineage: Eukaryota; Metazoa; Arthropoda; Insecta; Diptera; Drosophilidae
Product: galactose-specific lectin nattectin-like
Exons: 1
Coding region: 1-558 (185 amino acids)
Biological process (GO): biological process involved in interspecies interaction between organisms
Cellular component (GO): external side of plasma membrane
Molecular function (GO): carbohydrate binding
Source: RefSeq, a predicted model, not a curated record
AUGAUGUCCAUAAGCCUCUGUCUGCUCUAUUUUCUGCACUACACCUGUGCGGCCGCACUGGAGGAGGCAGCACCUGUUCCGGUCAAUGACACAGCCGGCAACGACACCGUACCGGAGCCACGCUUCUCCCCGUUUUCCGUACGCGACGAUAGAUUCGCCUUAGCCACCUUUGCCAAGGUGAACUGGUUUCAGGCGCAGGCCAUUUGUGCAUCCCAGGGUAUGACUCUCGUAAGCAUUAGCGCAGAGAGGGAUCAGCAAGUUCUGCGCAACUUCUUGUACAUCAGGGCUAACACGCUCUUACAUUUGUUGAAUGAGCUGAUUUGGACUUCGGGCACAGACUUAGCUGAAGAGAAUACCUGGACUUGGUUCAGCAAUGGUCGUUCCUUCUCCUAUCGCAAUUUCCAAAGUGGUGCACCUAAAAGUUCCACGGGCGCCGAACGCUGCCUGGGCUACAAUGGUGUGACAAGUCUGUGGCAAAAUGUGGACUGUCAGGAGCAACAUUACUUCAUUUGUGAGAGACGUUGUGCUAUAUUCCCUGAAGACAAUGCCUUUUACUAACUUAUACCGCUACGCUAGCAGAGAAAUUAUUAUUAUGCUAAAUUUAUAAUUUUACAAUAUCUUCAUUGGUGCUGGUCUGCAAAAUAAUUCAAAACAAGAAAAUUGCGCUAGAAAAUUGACUCUACUGUGUGAUAUGAACUUCUAGAAUGUGUUUCACAUUUCCGUUAGCAGUUACAUAGAAACGAGCGAUUGUCUAUAGCACAAAAAGCUUUUGCAAAGC